This is a messenger RNA of Tachyglossus aculeatus (Australian echidna), 1944 nucleotides long. It is a transcript of the gene NECAP1, whose product is annotated as NECAP endocytosis associated 1. Gene Ontology annotation, biological process: endocytosis. NCBI's taxonomy places the organism in Eukaryota, Metazoa, Chordata, Mammalia, Monotremata, Tachyglossidae. Gene Ontology annotation, cellular component: clathrin vesicle coat; membrane. Bases 15 to 839 code for a protein of 274 amino acids. The transcript is spliced from 8 exons. The record is from RefSeq and is a predicted model, not a curated record.
GAGAGCCACCCAAGAUGGCGGCCGAGGCGGAGUACGAAUCCAUCCUGUGCGUGAAGCCGGACAUCAGCGUCUACCGGAUCCCGCCCCGGGCCUCCAACCGGGCCUACAGGGCAUCAGACUGGAAGCUGGACCAGCCGGACUGGACAGGUCGCCUCCGCAUCACUUCUAAGGGGAAGGUGGCCUAUAUCAAGCUGGAGGACAAAGUGUCCGGGGAACUGUUUGCCCAGGCCCCGGUGGACCAGUACCCUGGCAUCGCCGUCGAGACCGUGACAGAUUCCAGCCGCUACUUCGUCAUCCGGAUCCAGGACGGCACAGGCCGCAGCGCCUUCAUCGGCAUCGGCUUCAGCGACCGUGGGGAUGCCUUUGACUUCAAUGUCUCUCUGCAGGACCACUUCAAAUGGGUGAAGCAGGAGUCUGAGAUCUCCCGGGAGGCUGAGAAGCCCGACACCCACCCCAAGCUGGACCUGGGCUUCAAGGAGGGGGAGACCAUCAAGCUUAGUAUUGGGAACAUCACCACGAAGAAGGGGGGCCCCACCAAGCCUCGGCCCGUGGGAGCCGGGGGUCUGAGCCUUCUGCCACCCCCGCCCGGGGGCAAGAUCUCCAUCCCACCCCCUGCUUCCUCUGUGGCCAUCUGCAACCAUGUCACCCCGCCCCCUGUCCAGACAUCCAGCCAGGGCGGGGGCGAGUCAGACAUCCUGCUGGACCUCGAUGCUCCAGCCCCGUCCACCAAAGCUUCAGCCUCCGUUCCUGCAGCCCCGGACCUCUGGGGUGGCUUCAGCACAGCUGCCAGCCCUCUUCCCAGUCAGGCACCUGAGCCGUCCGGCUGGGUCCAGUUUUGAGCUGCGGCUGGAGCAGCUGGGAUCUGAUGUCGUGACCAAGAGGCUCUGCCAGCCAGUGCUGGGGCAGGGGAGGGAGCCGCCUGCUCCCCCUGUCCUUCGCCCCCUCCAGACCCAGGACCACCAUCUUACCCUCUUGUCUGUCUGUCCAAGCAUCUCUCCCUGCAUCCGGGGUCCCCCUGGGGCCCCGAGUGGGGACCAGGGUGUUGGCACAAUCAUCUCUACCCCUCCCCCAUCCUCCAUUGUUUCUGUAAUUUAUUCCUGGAUUCUCUCUGGACUCCACAGAGCUUGGGGUGGGGUCUGAACUCAGAUUGGGUAGGUCAGGGCUAAGAUGCCACUGCCCUCUCUCAGACCCCCUUUCUGAGCAGGUCAAGGCUCUGAGGUUACAGAUUCCACUGGGGCAGAGGGGCACCCUUGGCCCCGCCUCGAGCUGGGGACCGAACCUCUACCCUUCUAUGUUUACAGACCCGGUCCUAUCCUCAUCCAGCAAAGAGGUUCAGGCCCGAACUUCCCACUCUUCCUCUAUCCCUUUUACAUCCCCAGUCUGCCUCUAUGUCCUGAGGGUCACAAGGGGUGUGGAAGCCCCUAUAGCUUAGAAUUUCUCUGGCCCUGUCCCCCACCCCCGUUCCUACACAGGAUGCUCCAUUGUGUCAUUCUGCGGUUGGGGGACUGUCGCAGAGAGCGCUCCUGGCUCUGAAAUGGCAAUGGUGGUGUCCUUGUCCCCAAAUCUGCCUGGCUGGUGGUUUUCCCCUCCUCAGCCCAGGCAGCUCCUGUUCUCUCUGUUGUCUCUCUGAGCAAAGUCUGAGCCUCCCCCCCACCACACACACACAGGAUGCUGACAAACAAGUUCUUGUUCUCUGCCCACUCAGCUGCCAGCGACACUGGUUCUGUUCCUGGUGGUCCCUGUAAGUCUCCCCACCCCCAGAAACACUACAGCCAGAAGCUCCCUGUCCCCCUCAUCCCCCUGUGUUCUGUCUUCAAGUCCAUGUCCCCCAGAUGAUAAUAUAUUCUGUAUUGGAACUGCUGCAACAGGGACAAUGAAGUCAAAUAUCUGUAUAUAAAGCAUAAGCUGUAUUGGUGCAAUAAAGUCGAUAAAGCUGAGGAAAAA